This is a messenger RNA of Aspergillus japonicus CBS 114.51, 370 nucleotides long. RefSeq lists its product as uncharacterized. Bases 96 to 299 code for a protein of 67 amino acids. The transcript has a single exon. NCBI's taxonomy places the organism in Eukaryota, Fungi, Ascomycota, Eurotiomycetes, Eurotiales, Aspergillaceae. The record is from RefSeq and is a predicted model, not a curated record.
GUACUAGCUACGGUAGCGAUGACAGGAGGCCGUGCGGCUGUUCAGUCUACCAGUUCAGCUUCCCACCACGCUAUUGUGGAGCUCCUAUACUUGUGAUGGAAAGCAACAAGCAAUUCAGUAUUCGAGGUUUGAUGUAUCAACCCAGUGUUGGAAGAAAUUUUACUGUAAUAAUCCCGAGCGGGAGCUUAGCUUUGACCAGCUUUUUGCCUAGCUUUUCACUUCAUCGUGCGUUUUCAGCCAUGCGGUCCAAGUCGCAUCAAGUAAGUUGCCACAAAGGAAAAGGAUUUAUGUUCUGUUGACAACGCGGACAUAAUGAAAGCUAAGAUUAGGCCCGUCGAGCUUUCAUAAAGAUAUGCACGAAGGCAUAGAU